AAUGGAAGUAAAUGGGGGUGUUGAGCAGAAAAUUAGGAAGAAGGAGGUGUUGAUUGAAGAAAGAGUUUAUGAAAAUAUGUACCAGAACACUAGAAUGGAUGAUAUUGAUGUGCUAUCUCGAGAUUAUUGGUCUAUUUGUGAUGAAUCAAUUUACUUUACUGAAUUCGUUCUAAAGAAAAUGAGAAAAUUUAAGAAAACUAAAGUUCAUACUGUAACAGUUUGGGAGUACUGAAAUGAGAAGAUGUUCAAGGAAUUUCUCAAGGCUUCUUUAAUAAAAGAAAUUCCAAAAUUUUGGAUGAUGUUCCAAAAUGCUGGCAGAUUUUCAAUAAACCAACUACCUAACAUCUCCAAAUACCUAUGUUUAUCGUGUUGUGACAUCGAUCAGAGACAAUUCAGAAAGAUUAUUCAAGUAGGAAGACAUAUUGAGGAAAUGAAAUUUGAAUGGUGAAUGAUCGAAUUUAGAGACUUCAAGCUUAGCAAAUCCUUACACUAUGCCAUCAAAUCAAUAGAAUUUACUAUUCUUAACUCUAGAGACAAGAACCAACAAGAAAAGUAUGAAGUAGAAAUGAAGCAAGGGAUCCAAGGAUUUGUUAAAGCAGCUUCAUUUACUGAUUUAAAGCAGUCAUUGAAAUCUCUAAAGCUUUACAAUAACGGAAAAGAAUGCUCAAUUCCACAAUGGGAAAUCUAAUCCCAACCAAAAAUACCAACACUCAAAACCCCAUAUUGGCUGUGCUAAAUUUAAACCUAUUCAAUAAUAUC
Messenger RNA from Moneuplotes crassus, 759 nucleotides. The record is from the annotation of a GenBank genome assembly. Lineage: Eukaryota; Ciliophora; Spirotrichea; Euplotida; Euplotidae.